This is a messenger RNA of Amoebophrya sp. A120, 3533 nucleotides long. The record is from the annotation of a GenBank genome assembly. NCBI's taxonomy places the organism in Eukaryota, Dinophyceae, Syndiniales, Amoebophryaceae.
ACGAUCUAACGCUCAGAUUCAGAUACUUAUGUAGGUGGAUUGUGCAGGAGAUCGUGACGCACGUAGUUGUAACCGCGACGACAUGUUCUUUACAUGAACGAAAAGAUCCUGAUCAUGAAUCAUUAUAUCACCAGGGGUAGCUGCAGCGUCAGCGGGAGGUGGGAGACCCGAAGAAGUGGGAGCACCAGCUACACGCCCGGAGAGCGACGACGUACCUGCAGUUCCUCACAGAAGAUCUUCCAAAAGAUGAAAGUGCCCCUCUCAAGCUUAACAUCAACGCCUGCGGGUCUACUACUCCUGCUUACCGUCCUGACAAAUCUCCUCCACACGGCGACACCAGUUCUCGCCGUCGAUCAGAAGGACAUUACGUCCGACAUUGACAAGGUGAUGCGAGACGAGGCGAAAAUCCAAGCCGCCCACGCCGAGUCCACGGUGAGUUCGCACAAGCAUCAACUCCCCCGGUGGGGCGAGCGCGGGUAUUACACCAAACUCCACAGCAUCGUGGUCACCGGUGCGGAAUUAGAGCCGGAGUUCAGCCGAGACAACUUCUACUACAACGUGGUCGUCCGGAGUGCGCGGGACCGCUUUUGCCACAUCAUGCCGGACCUGGCGUUUCACCAUUUUCCGCCCCGGUACCCGCCAAAACUGUCGCUGGACGGGAUCGAGCACGUGUAUUCGUCGCUGGAGCCGAUUCUGAUCCCAUUCCAUCUGAACGAAACCAACGCAGCUUUGGACUACACGGCCGAGUUGCUGGUCUCCGAUCCGAAGGACGAGUACAACGCGCACACCUACUACUUGCGCAUGCUGCAGGCACCGGCGCCGGAUCUGGUAAAAAUGGUUCGGUCAAAAUGUAGAAGUAUCGAGCAGUUUGCUCAUGGAAGUACACCUGGACGGAGAAGUCAUGCCUCUGCUAGAGUCAUGUCAAUUCUUGCGUUUUUAUGUCGGUGUAUAUAGAGAGAAAAAAAUAAAAAGCCGCGUCACCACAGCUCCGCCUCACGUCCGUGUAUGUCUAUUCGCAGUACGGGACUCUGAUCCAGGAGUCGACGAAAACGAAAAAACUGCACAACAAGUUUCUAUACGUCCUCUCCACGCUCCACGAUUACGUGGACAUUUACGCCGAGUGCGACCCGGAAACGCCCUACUACAAGUGGGACGGAGAGAUUCUUUCCCCCGGGUACCCCUAUCGGCAGUACAUCCGGCACCCCGUGGAGCACGUCAUGGUGUCCUGUGCCUACAAACACCCCCGGUGGACCGGCGGAUCGGAAAUUCUGCGCACAUACCUGAUCAAGCUCGAGAAACCGGAAGCGACGGAUUUAGAGUAUUUAUGUUUCGAUACAACCAAUAGCGCCUCUUUGUGGUGCGGGCUAUGGCUAAUAAGAGGGCACACAGCUUGUGCUUGAACUUCUAACUGCAUGACUCCGAAAAUAAAUUCUCCUCUGACAUGAAAUCGAAUCUGCAAACAAGCACCUUCCCCACAUCAACAAACAUAUCAGGUCUGUGAAGUUCAACCUCCAAACUCCCGCGGGGCUCGGUUCCUGCGAACAGAAAAGAAACGGCGCUUUCGUGUGCCGGCAGUUCACCUUUCAGGCGACCUUGAUCGCGACCUUAUGGCGUUCUCAAUUUACAUCCUCAACUGUUGCAUGAAUUCAAUUUGUUAUGCAAGAAUGGCGAAAGGGAAAGUGAGAGGAGGGAGCUUGUGCGUCUUGCAUGACAGAUUUGGUACAGAUUUAGACGCUGUUUAGCCAUUCGAGAACUUGUUAUGCGAAGCAGCUUAAUUGGUCAUUUUGCAUGACAAAUCAUGUAACAGUUGAGAAUGUAAUGUUUGCGAACCCCAUAGACCUGGAACGCGACGUGUGAGAUCAAAAUGUACGACUCGCACGACCACGAGACGAAACUGUUGAACGGGCUUCCGACGAUUCUGCAGCAACCGAACGGGGUGGAGGAGUUCAAAAUCGUGAUGCACGGCGGCAUGGGCGCGAAGCGGACCAUUCCGCUGGAACUGCAAACCGACACAAAAUCAUCCCACGACAAGUGGUUUGGCGCCAACAUGGUCCGGAUUGAUUUGAGCAAAUUGGUGGUCGUGUCCCCGAUCAUGGGAGAGGGGCAUUGCAUCCACGACCCGGAGGACAGAGCGAAGAUCUACUGCACCACGCACUUGCGAAAAGUGCACUUGAUGGUAGUACGUCCUUGCACCUACAUCUUUGCGCGUGAACAGAGCCCUUUACAAUAUAGUGCAUGAGUUUUCCAACACAAUAAACAAUAUAGAAGUGCAUGAGUAUUCCACCAUGCUGCAGCUUCUGCAAGUAUCACGGGAUCGACCCCGCCAAUAAAUUAUUUCCUUUACGACUCGUCAUCAACAGGUCAUCUACGGCGAGCCUGACGGGAUUACCGCGGAGUUCCGCCGUCCCACGCAGGAGAAACUGUGCGACGUGCAGUUAGGAUUGCCAACCGACCCGAUUUCCGUAGCAACGGGGAAGCAAGGAACGACGUUGAUCCUGCAAGUCUACAAAAACGGCGAGCCUUAUCACCACUACACGGUGUACCUCCACACCACGGUGCAGAAGGACCAAAAGUUCGACGAGUAUUUAGCCACCGGGCACUUCUUACCCACCGCGAAAUCGGAGCAAAACACGGAGCCGCCGAGUGAACGGGAAAAGGAACGGUUGGAAGCGAUCCAGGCGAGCAGCGUGAUGGGACAGAUAUCCCAGAAGUCGGCUACAACUUUGAGACGGGUUUUGAAAGGUGGAGAUGAUGAAGACCAUAAGGUCAGCGACGAACAAAGUAGUUCCGCGUCACUGAGGACAACAGCACGUGAAGACGACCAGGACCAGCAAGGAGCGAAAUCAAGCAGGUGGUGGCAAUCAGGAACGCCAAUAGCUCUCCGCGAAGCCGUCAUCUCGUGGUGGCAAGCGACAUUUGGUGGGAAAGAAGCAUCAGCUUCGACGUCAGACCAUGCGAGAGGUGCAAAGAGUGACGCUGGUAACGAUGUUCGUCCUGCAUCGGCAUCGUCCACGACCGGCAAAAUUACAACAUCUUCCGAGCUGCAACUCGAGGAGACCAAUGAUCCCAGAGAAGACCCUGAGGAGCAGACCGAGAAACUGAAAUCGAUCAUGCAACGCCUCGGGAUGGUAACAAAACAGCCGACACCUUCACGGGCGAAAGACGAGGAAGUACAAGUAGAUGAAAGUACAACCACCGGCAACCUGGAGAGUAAACCUGAUACGGCUGAGCAAGCAAAGACGAAACAGGCUAGAAGUGCACAGGUAGUCAACUAUUUGGAGCACGAGGACGAAAAACCCGACUCGGAUGAGGAAGAUGAUGAAAACCAAGAGCAAAUAGACCACGAGAAGCAAGAUGAAGAUGAUAAGAUCAAGCGGCGUCAAGGAGCAACACAAACAGAACGAGAAGGGCUGCGCUACACUUCUGGUAGUACUGCAUCUUCACCAUCACCGGCGAUGGAGGAGCAAAAAAAAACCGAGGGGAACACGCAGGAGAAGAACGACGGGCUCGAGGGCGUUGCUGUUUACAUCUAA